UUGCGUCACACAGACCAACACUUGCUUCUUGCUACAUCAGCUGACUGAUGACUGUUAUCUAGUAUUUUUAGCCCGAGCGAGGUGGUGGUACUGUCUUACAGAGGUCAACCUUGUACAUUACCACGGGCAGAGGGAGGUGAAACUUUGCGCUUGUCAAAGCACAACAUCUAAGUCAUCAUGGCGCCAACUCUGUAUGAUGAGAAACCAGAGAUUGGGGACCUGAUAGAGAUCUUCAGAGGAACAUACCAGCACUGGGCUGUAUACAUUGGAGAUGGAUACGUCAUUCACCUGGCUCCACCCACUGAACAGGCAGGAGGUGGAGCCUACAGCAUGAUGUCAGUGCUGUGUGACAAAGCCAUCGUAAAGAAAGAAGAAUUGUGGGAUGUUGUGGGAACCAACCAGUGGCAGAUCAAUAAUCUCCUGGAUAAAGAGUAUGAGCCGCGGCCUGCCCACGUGAUCAUACGGGAGGCUGAGAGCCUCUUGAACCAGGAGCUGCCCUACUGUGUUUUUCGGGGCAACUGUGAGCACUUUGCAACGGAGUUGCGAUACGGCAAGGCGCAGUCACGCCAGGUACGCAAAGCUGUGGAGGUUGGCGUUGGGGUGGGAGUGGCUGCAAUGGUUGGUGUGGGACUUCUAGCUCUUGCAGCAGCUAUGUUUGGAAGUGGAAGCAAGGAGAAGGAAAGUAAAAGUAAACGCUAAAUACAAGACCAACAUCAUUCCUUAUAGUAACAUAAGCACAAUACCACCAGCAGGCCUUUGUAAAAAUAAAAACUCCGAAUUCGCCAUUCAUCUCUUGAAUCCUGAAAUACAUCUGUCAGUGACAGGCGGAUGGGCCAUUCUACCUGCUGUCGUGAUUUGACAGUUUUUGUAGGUUUUUAACUCUCUCUCGUGACAGUGCCAUAUGUUAGUUUAUAUCUUGAUUAAGCUGCUUUCUCCUAAUAUGACGCUAAUAGUGGACUCAGUUGAUGUAAUAAGCACAUAAGAUAGUGACAAAGCUAGUGGAUGUGUCUCAGAGUUAACAGAGUUAAUGCCUCUCUCUCAGUAGGCAGAUCAGUAACACAACUGACCAUUUUUAAACCACUGAUUGACAUUUAACUGAUAGUAGGUGACUGAUUCGAUUUCAUCAUUUAUAAGUUGUCAGGUAUAGUUAAAAAGAGAAUGCACAUGAAUUGAAACAGAAUUAUCUAAUAUUUUUACACGUUAGAACAAUUGAAUGCAAAUUAUUGGAAUUUCAUAGAUGCCACAGUUUUUUUGUAAAAUAUUAAUGAAGAGGAUUAUAACAAUGUUAUUAUGAUAUAUAUUUGAUCAAACCCUUUGUCAAUAAUAAAGUGAUUUGAAACUUA
Molecule: messenger RNA, 1343 nt
Organism: Clupea harengus (Atlantic herring)
Lineage: Eukaryota; Metazoa; Chordata; Actinopteri; Clupeiformes; Clupeidae
Product: phospholipase A and acyltransferase 3-like
Biological process (GO): N-acylphosphatidylethanolamine metabolic process
Cellular component (GO): cytoplasm
Molecular function (GO): glycerophospholipid phospholipase A1 activity; A2-type glycerophospholipase activity
Source: RefSeq, a predicted model, not a curated record